Messenger RNA from Acanthisitta chloris (rifleman), 1135 nucleotides. It is a transcript of the gene PPM1F, whose product is annotated as protein phosphatase, Mg2+/Mn2+ dependent, 1F. The annotation marks the transcript as partial. The transcript is spliced from 6 exons. Gene Ontology annotation, molecular function: cation binding; protein serine/threonine phosphatase activity. Gene Ontology annotation, cellular component: cytosol. Gene Ontology annotation, biological process: negative regulation of protein kinase activity; protein dephosphorylation. Lineage: Eukaryota; Metazoa; Chordata; Aves; Passeriformes; Acanthisittidae. The record is from RefSeq and is a predicted model, not a curated record.
CAGAGGUAUUUCACCACUUCUUGCAGCAUCGUUGAUCCAUGCUGCAGUUCAUGAAGUUCUCCAAACAGACUUGACUGAAUUUAAGCUGCAAAAUGUGGAAACUGAGGGAGAAGCUGAUGAGGAAAGGUUCACCUUGCUGGAUGGAGAGUCACUGCAGCGCUGCUUCUUUAACAAGCUUCGGGACGUUUGCUCUGAGUGGCAGAACCAGUUGCCACCACUGAGGCCACUGAAGCGAUUCCUGCUUGUUUCCAUCCAUGCCAUCCGUAACACCCGACGGAAAAUGGAGGACCGCCAUGUUCUGCUCCCAGAGUUCAACCAUCUCUUUGGUUUGUCAGAUGAUGUUGAUCGCGCUUUCUUUGCGGUGUUUGAUGGUCAUGGUGGAGUUGAUGCUGCCAAUUACUCAGCAACCCAUUUACAUGUAAACGUUGGGUUACAUGAAGAGAUUGUUCAGAAUCCAGCUGAGGCCUUGAAAUGCUCUUUCCAGAAGACAGAUGAAAUGUUUCUUUUCAAAGCCAAAAGAGAGAAGCUGCGGAGUGGCACAACAGGUGUAUCUGCGCUGAUUGUAGGGAACAAGCUGCACAUAGCAUGGCUGGGGGACUCACAGGUAAUGCUUGUGCAGCAAGGGAAAGCUGUGACGUUAAUGGAACCUCACAAACCAGAAAGAGAAGAUGAGAGAGCACGGAUUGAGACUCUGGGUGGCUGUGUAACCUACAUGGACUGCUGGCGGGUUAAUGGCACCUUGGCUGUUUCCAGAGCAAUUGGUGACAUAUGCCAGAAACCCUACAUCUCUGGAGAUGCAGAUGGAGAUUCCUUUGAGCUGACUGGUUCAGAAGAUUACUUGCUCCUAGCCUGCGAUGGAUUCUUUGAUGCCAUCAAGCCAUAUGAGGUCGUAGACUUGGUCCUGGAUCAUUUAAUGCAGACGAAAGGAGAGGGGCUCACAGCAGCAGAAAGACUGGUGGCUGCUGCCAAGGAAAAUGGAUCCAGUGACAACAUCACUGUUCUAGUAGUGUUCUUGAGGGAUCCUCAGGACAUCUUGGCAGACUGUCUCAGAGACCCUAAGAGCCUUGGGACUGAUGAUAAUGCUCAGAGGUCACCCCUUAAUUUCCUCAGCUGCGAGGCAGCAGCCACACAGUGA